This is a messenger RNA of Spodoptera exigua (beet armyworm), 879 nucleotides long. The record is from the annotation of a GenBank genome assembly. NCBI's taxonomy places the organism in Eukaryota, Metazoa, Arthropoda, Insecta, Lepidoptera, Noctuidae.
UCAACAUGGACUACGAUUUUUCUAACAAAGUAGUGCUAGUAACUGGCGCGAGUUCAGGUAUAGGCGAGUCCACCGCUCUCCUGUUCGCUAAACUUGGCGCGAAGCUGUCGCUGGUGGGAAGGAAUGAGGCUAACUUGCGAGCAGUCGCGGCCGAGUGCGAGAAGCAGAAGGGCGUGAAGCCGCUGGCGAUUGUUGCGGACCUGGGGACUGAUGAGGGGGCCCAGAAGACUGCCAAGGAGACUCUCCAACAUUUUAAGAGGUUGGAUGUGUUGGUGAACAACGCAGCCGUUGGUGCCCGCACCAGCAUCCUACACGAAACUGACAUGAAGAUCUUCGACGACGUGUUCAGGAUCGACGUGCGGGGCGUAUACCUGCUCACCAAGCUGCUGGCGCCAGCCCUCAUCGAGACCAAGGGCAACAUCAUCAAUGUCUCCAGUAUCGCCGGGACUGUCGUCGCUGUUGGAUCUCUACCUUAUGGCAUGGCAAAGGCUGCACUGGACCACUUCACUCGCCUGGUGUCUCUUGAAUUAGCUCCAAAGGGUGUCAGAGUCAAUACAGUAAGCCCGGGACUUACAAUAACCAACUUUUUGAAGAACAUAAUUCAUUGCUCCGACGCCGAGUAUCAGGAGUGGUUGGAAGUUGCAAAGAAAAAUGUUCCGAUGGGACAGCCGUGUGUGGGAGACGACAUCGCCAGGAUGAUCGUGCACAUCGCCAGCGAGCACAGCAGGCUGGUCACUGGCAUCAACGUCGAAGUAGACGGAGCCCUGAGGUUCAACAACCUGUCAAACACGCUCGUCACACAUGUCAAAUAGUUCUAGAUGUAAUUAAUUACAAAGUCUGAGUUAUGUAUUUAAUUUGUAUGUAUGAUAGAAAUGAAAA